Messenger RNA from Durio zibethinus, 1791 nucleotides. Its product is annotated as polyol transporter 5-like. The record is from RefSeq and is a predicted model, not a curated record. Lineage: Eukaryota; Viridiplantae; Streptophyta; Magnoliopsida; Malvales; Malvaceae. Gene Ontology annotation, molecular function: carbohydrate transmembrane transporter activity. Gene Ontology annotation, cellular component: membrane. Gene Ontology annotation, biological process: transmembrane transport.
GCCACUAGUUCCCCCACACAUACCUUGUGUCUUUCAAAAAUACUUGACGAAUAAAAAAAAGGUGGAAGGAAAAGCUUAAAAUGGCUGCAGAGGAAGCUCAAAUGGACGCCAAUGAGACGGAGGCGGCAGGGUAUGAUGAUUUUGGCCAUGGAACCACUGGUCUAAACAAAUACACUCUUCUUUGCGCUCUUUUGGCCUCUACAAACUCUAUUCUCUUAGGCUAUGAUAUUGGUGUCAUGAGUGGGGCAGUGAUCUUUAUCAAAGAAAACCUAAAAAUUACAUCAGUUCAAGUAGAAAUCUUAGUUGGUAGCCUGAAUGUACUUUCACUCAUAGGCUCACUUGCUUCUGGCAAAACCUCAGAUUACAUAGGCAGACGUUACACAAUUGUUCUAGCCGCAGUGACAUUCCUAGUAGGUGCACUUCUAAUGGGGUUUGCACCCUCUUUCUCAAUGCUCCUAUUAGGCCGCAUAGUCGCUGGCAUUGGCGUCGGCUAUUCCCUCAUGAUUUCUCCUGUAUACACAGCUGAAAUCUCCCCUGCCAUGAAACGUGGGUUCCUCACUUCCCUCCCCGAAGUAUUCAUCGUCUCUGGAAUCCUCCUAGGCUACAUCGUUAACUAUUCCUUAUCAGGUUUGCCCCAAAACAUAAACUGGAGACUGAUGCUUGGUUUCGCAGCAAUACCGGCUGUUGCAAUUGGAUUUGGUGUUAUAGCAAUGCCAGAAUCACCUCGUUGGCUUGUCAUGAAAGGAAGAACAGAUGAAGCAAAAAGGAUUUUGAUCAAAGUCUCGGAUAGUUCUCAAGAAGCUGAAUUUAGACUCAGUGAAAUAACCAAAGCUGCUGCUAUGGACUUAGGCCAAGCAACCUCUUCAAGCAAUAGCAAUUGGCGUGGCCAAGGGGUUUGGAGGGAACUUCUAUUAAGCCCAUCAAGACCUGUUCGUCGAAUUCUUAUUGCAGCCAUUGGGAUUAACUUUUUUAUGCAAGCUUCUGGCAAUGAUGCUGUUAUAUACUAUUGCCCCGCAGUGUUCAAGGAUGCUGGCAUUCAAAAUAAAAGACAGCUCUUCGGUGUUAAUGUCAUCAUGGGAGUAGCCAAGGCUUCUUUUGUGUUGAUUUCGGCUCUUUAUUUGGACAGGUUUGGGAGACGGCCUCUUUUGUUGCUAGGCUCAAUUGGGAUGGCCGUGUCCUUGGCUGCGUUGGGCAUGGGUUCUAAAUUUCUCGAACAUUCGGAAACCAAACCUUUGUGGGCUCUUAUUGUAUGCAUCGUGGCUGUCUGUGCCGAUGCUGCCUUCUUCUCGAUUGGCCUCGGUCCGAUCACAUGGGUUUAUUCAUCAGAAAUAUUUCCAUUGCGGCUACGGGCCCAGGGCACAGGCCUGGCUAUAUCAGUGAACAGGCUGGUUAGUGGGGUGGUUUCCAUGACAUUUUUGACAAUAUCCAAGAAAAUAACAUUUGGAGGAAUGUUUUUUGUGCUUUCUGGAAUAAUGGUGGUGGGCACAGUGUUCUUUUAUUUCUUUCUGCCAGAGACCAAAAACAAGAGCCUGGAAGAGGUCUGGGCACUGUUUGAGGAUAAAGAUAAAAAUGAUGAUGGUAAAAGGGGAACGCAAAUGAGAGAAAUGUGAUACUAUUGCCAUCAGCUGCAUUUAAUAUGGGUUGUACUUAAGAUCAGUGUUUCGUACAUGCAUUGACUUACAAUCAUAUUGAAUAUUGAAUAGUAAUAGCUUUUUUAAAGAGUUUUGACAUGCAGCAUUAUAAUUUUUCUUGAUUUACAUAUCCAGGCUAGCCAAUUCAUUGGGAAAAUGA